Solea solea (common sole) is the source of this 8055-nucleotide messenger RNA. It is a transcript of the gene insrb, whose product is annotated as insulin receptor b. Gene Ontology annotation, biological process: positive regulation of kinase activity; cell surface receptor protein tyrosine kinase signaling pathway; positive regulation of MAPK cascade. The transcript is spliced from 23 exons. Gene Ontology annotation, molecular function: phosphatidylinositol 3-kinase binding; insulin receptor activity; insulin receptor substrate binding. Lineage: Eukaryota; Metazoa; Chordata; Actinopteri; Pleuronectiformes; Soleidae. The record is from RefSeq and is a predicted model, not a curated record. Gene Ontology annotation, cellular component: axon; membrane; insulin receptor complex. Bases 1269 to 5384 code for a protein of 1371 amino acids.
CUCACGGAGAGAGAGAGAGAACCUGAGGGAAAGCCGUCGCCAAACGGAACGGGAAUCCAAGUUUUUACACUUGACCCGUCUUUUUUAAAAUAUCUUUUUACGUUUGUUUACCUAAUUCCUUUGGGACUACCGGAGACGGGAUACUCAGUUUGUGUGUGUGCGCGCGCGUUUGUUGUCCUUUUUAACUCCGAGAGCUCGUUUGUUUUGGACUGGCUAGCUAACGUUAGCUGUUUUCCCCCCACAUCGGCUAACGUUAAUCUGAGAAAGAGACACGGCGCGGCGUGGUGCUGCUGCUGCUGCUGCUGGGGAGUGCUUUUUUUUCUCACGUCGCAGCGAAGCGCAGGUUAUACGGAGCCGUCAUGUUCGUCCCUUCCUCCCUCAGUGGACGACGAAAGAAAUAACGAUUUAUGUCGUAAGUUUUCUGUCUGUUGUUUUAUGGAUGUUCGUUCGUUUGCGGCGUGGUGGUCAGCGGGGGUGACGGAGUUCAGAGGAGGGUCGCAGUAGGCGAUAACGGAAUCGCUGCACGUUUUUCCUGCACGUAGGAGUUUCCUGGGAUGUUCUCCCAUCUGUCUUAAAAAGGCUGAGCCUCUGGGAAGAUUGAUACAAGCGAGCCGAAGUAACAGAAAGGACCUGUGGGCUUCGAACCCUGCCCGCUCCCGACCUUCGUGCUGACAACUUUGAGCGUGCUACAGGAACAGAGGCGCAGGCUGUUGUUGUUUUCGAGAGAAAUACACCAGCAGCAGUUUGAUUCUGAAGUGGGUCUUUCCUCACUGGAGCAGUGCAUUCACAGAGAAACAUGAAUCCGGUGGACGUCAUUCAGGGACCUCCACAUUAAACCUCCCUGCCUGUGGGAUUUUAUUAAUAACAACACUAUAAUCUCUCUUUUUACUGGGUGCAGCACCAACACUAAGCAGAUGAACGUGGACUGGCGCCUCCGCUUAUGGAAAAUGAAGAUUUUCACUCACACGUGUGUCACCAGAAGCCAAGAUCACGUUAUUUAGUGCUGUGUUUUUUUUCCACAGCUCACAUUUGUCACAGACCAAGAAGAUACUCAUAAAUCUACCACCACCACCCCUUACUCCCCCCGGCUGGCGGGGGGCAACCUUGAAUCAGCUGUCCUCACUGGACCUUUUAGUUUUUUUUAAUUUUGAAUUAUUUUAUUUUCAUUCUUUUGAUAUACCAGUGACUUUUUAAAAUCACAUGUUUGUUCGAGACUGGAGUUUUUAAGGAGCUUGGAAGAGGACAACACAACUUAUUCUCAAGUCAAAAUGAGGCGGUGGACGCUAAAGCUGCGAGCCCAAAUUGUGUUUUUUAUCAUCUGCACCUGCGUCAUAUGCCAAUGUGGUCUAAUAAAAGCAGAAAUCUGCCCGAGCAAGGACAUCCGGAACAAUGUGGCCAACCUUCAGUCUUUAGACAACUGUACCAUCAUCGAGGGCCACCUGAAGAUUCUGCUUAUGUUUAAAACCAAGCCCGAUGACUUCCGAGGCCUCAGCUUCCCAAAACUGAGAGUGGUGACGGACUAUGUGCUGCUGUUUAGAGUCUACGGCCUUGAGACCCUCGGUGAUCUGUUUCCCAACCUCACAGUGAUCCGUGGCAACAACCUCUUCUUCAACUACGCCCUUGUGAUGUAUGAGAUGCUUCAAUUGAGGGAGGUGGGCCUUCACAGUCUGAUGAAUAUCACCCGGGGUGCUGUGAGGAUUGAGAAGAAUUCCGACCUCUGCUACCUGGCCACUCUGGACUGGUCCAAGAUCCUGGACUCGGUGGAGGACAAUUUCAUUGUGGCCAAUAAGAACGAGAGGGAGUGUGGAGAUGUGUGUCCUGGCACGGCCCAAGGUCAGACCAUCUGCCAACAGAACACCAUCAAUGGACACUUCAGGGGACGAUGCUGGUCGCAGAAGUACUGUCAGAGAAUGUGCUUGGACAACUGUAAGCAUGGUGCAUGUAGCCUCCAAGGCCAGUGCUGCCAUGACCAAUGCCUGGGCGGCUGUUCUGAGUCAGGUAAUGCAAGUAGCUGUGUGGCCUGCAGGAACCUCCAGCAUGGGAACACCUGUGUGGAGAAAUGUCCCCCUGGAUACUAUGUCUUCAGGGGCUGGCGCUGCAUCAGCUUCGCCUUCUGUCAGGAACUUCACAACCAGUGUAAACAAACUAAGAAGUUGAACCAAGAUCGGGAGUCGGUCUGUGAUGAAUAUGUCAUCCAUAAUGGGGCCUGUAUUCCAGAGUGUCCUUCUGGAUACACCAUUAGAAACUCCACUACGUUGACCUGUUCACCUUGUUUAGGCCUGUGUCCUAAAACGUGUGCAGGAAAUAAGACGAUUGAUUCGGUAACUUCAGCACAGGCUCUGAGAGGCUGCACGGUUCUCCACGGAAGCAUGACCAUCAAGAUUCGAGGCGGGAAUAACAUAGCUGCUGAGUUGGAGGCUAGUUUGGGCCAGAUUGAAGAGAUCACAGGAUACCUGACUGUACGCCGAGCAUACGCCCUCGUCUCCCUUUCCUUUCUACGCAAACUACGUGUCAUCAGAGGGCAGCAUCUUGAGGCAGAUAUUUAUGCCUUGUAUGCCCUGGACAACCAAAACCUGCGAGAAUUGUGGGACUGGUCCAAGCACAACCUGACCAUAUUGCGUGGUCGCACAUUCUUCCACUACAACUCCAAACUUUGCAUGUCUGAAAUCAGAAAGAUGGAGGAGGUUACGGGAACCAAGGAACGCAACCAAAAGAAUGAUAUUGCUGUACGCAACAACGGGGACCAAGCCUCCUGUGAGACCAAGCUUCUGAAGUUCACCACGAUCAAGACCGUAUCAAAUAUGAUAAUGUUGAAGUGGCAGCCCUUUUGGCCCACGGAUUUUAGAGACCUGCUUGGAUUUAUGGUUCUUUACAAGGAGGCACCCUAUAGGAAUGUAACCGAGUUCGACGGCCAGGAUGCAUGUGGCUCUAACAGCUGGGCAAUUGCUGAUAUUGAACCUCCACUUCGUCCAGCGGACAACAGAAAGUCAGAGGAUCCGGGGCACCUAAUCCGACCUUUGAAGCCCUGGACCCAAUAUGCUAUCAUGGUUAAAACUCAACUGUCGGCAUCUGAUGAGCAUCAGGUUCAUGGAGCCAAGAGUGAGAUCAUAUAUGUUCGCACCAACGCCUCCAAGCCCUCGGUGCCUCUAGACCCAAUCUCCUCCUCCAACUCCUCCUCCCAGAUUAUCCUGAAGUGGAAGCCCCCAACAAGUCCCAAUGGCAACAUCACCCACUAUCGGGUCAUCUGCCGCAAGCAGCCCGAAGACAGCGACCUGUACAAGUUUGACUACUGCCUCCAAGGAGUGAAGCUACCAUCUCGCACCCCAACCCACCUAGACAGUGAGGAAGAACAGAAGUGGAACCACACAGACGAGCUCACAUCAGGAGGCCGGUGCUGCGCCUGCCCUAAAACAGACAACCAGCUGAAGAAGGAGCAGGAGGAGAUAGAGUACCGCAAGACCUUUGAGAACUUUCUCCACAAUGAAGUCUUUGAGAGCAGGCCAUCUCGUCGGCGACGCUCAGUGGGAAUUGCCAACGCUACUCAAACCCCGCACUUCCUUACCUCGACCCCCAGUUCAGUAUUUGGCUCUAAGUCUCCUGGCACUGAAGAUGACAAGGAUGAGUGGGGGUCCAAGGUGGAGCUGAAGGUUUUCACGAAAGAGUCAACAGUUAUUUCCAACCUUUAUCACUUUACCAGCUAUAAGAUAGAGAUCAUGGCCUGCAACGAUCCAGUGGACCUCAAACGCUGCAGCAUGGCUAGUUAUGUCAGUGCCCGAACCAUGCCAGAGGAGAAAGCAGAUGACAUCCCGGGCCCUGUGACCCAUGAAAUAGUGUCAGCUGAACCUCCUUAUGUGUUGAUCAAAUGGAAUGCACCUCCAACCCCUAACGGCCUCAUCAUCCUGUAUGAGGUCUUCUACAGGAAGGUUGGAGACACAGAGAUUCAUACAGCUUGUGUGUCACGGCCAGCCUACCUCACGUCUGGUGGCACGAAGCUUGCACUUCUGCAGCCUGGAAACUACAGUGUGAGAGUCCGUGCCACCUCCUUGGCAGGAAAUGGCUCUUUUACGGACACUACGUACUUCUUCAUGCCCAACCCGGAUCCUGGUUUAGUUUGGAUCGUGAUUGGCCCAGUCUUCUGCUUCAUCCUGCUGCUGUUUGUAGGAGGUGGAGUCUUUUGGAUCUUCAAGAUGAAGCAAACAGAAGGCCCAACAGGACCUCUUAUCGCGUCCUCAAACCCUGAGUAUAUCAGUGCCAAUGAUGUGUACGUUCCGGAUGAGUGGGAGGUGCCCCGGGAGAAGAUCAAUAUUCUCAGAGAGCUGGGUCAGGGUUCCUUUGGCAUGGUGUACGAAGGAAUUGCCAAGGACAUUAUCAAAGGAGACCCGGAUACACAAGUAGCUGUCAAGACGGUCAAUGAAUCGGCCAGCCUGCGGGAGAGGAUUGAGUUCCUCAACGAAGCCUCUGUCAUGAAGGCCUUCAUUUGUCACCACGUGGUUCGUCUUUUGGGUGUCGUGUCCAAAGGUCAACCCACUCUAGUCGUGAUGGAGCUGAUGACUCACGGUGACCUGAAGAGCUACCUGCGGAGUCUCAGGCCAGACUCAGACAACAACCCUACAGGCCGUCCACCACCCACACUGAAGGAGAUGAUCCAGAUGGCUGCAGAAAUUGCAGAUGGCAUGGCUUACCUCAAUGCCAAGAAGUUUGUCCACAGAGACCUGGCUGCCAGGAACUGCAUGGUGGCAGAGGACUACACUGUUAAGAUUGGAGAUUUCGGUAUGACACGAGAUAUAUAUGAGACGGACUACUAUCGUAAAGGAGGAAAGGGUCUGCUUCCUGUCAGGUGGAUGGCUCCAGAAUCACUAAAGGAUGGUGUCUUCACUGCCCACUCUGACUGCUGGUCGUUUGGCGUUGUGCUCUGGGAGAUCAGCACGCUGGCAGAGCAGCCUUACCAAGGUUUAUCUAACGAGCAGGUUCUAAAGUUUGUCAUGGAUGGAGGUUACCUGGACCGGCCAGACAACUGCCCAGAGAGAAUGCACAACCUGAUGCAGAUGUGCUGGCAGUACAACCCCAAGAUGCGGCCACUGUUUCACGAGAUCAUUGAGAUGCUGCGUGAGGACCUGCACCCAUCUUUCCACGAGGUUUCCUUCUUCUACAGUGAAGAAAACAAAGUCCAUGAGACAGAGGAGUUUGACCUGGACCUGGACAAUAUGGAGAGCAUCCCUCUGGACCCAUCUUCGUACUCGCAGAGAGAGGAGAGCUUAGGCAGGGACAGCGGGCCGUCUGUGGCCCUUAGGGGGAACUAUGAGGAGCAUGUCCCCUAUACACACAUGAACGGUGGAAAGAAAAAUGGACGAAUCUUAUCGUUGCCCAGAUCCAGCCCCUCCUAACGUUUCCUGUUUCCUAAAAGAACUUGUUGAACCUCUCCCAACCCUUCUUUCUGUUCAAAUCCAUUUUUCUGCAUCCAUCAUGUUCUUCUCAUCAUUUUCUUAUGAUUCUUAUUCUUGGAGUAGCCCUUCAAAAAACAAAAAACAAACAGAAAUCUCAGGACUUUUUAUUUUUUUCCUCAAGGCUGCCAAUCACAGGCAAGCAAGGGAUGCAAACAGUGCACCACUAACAGUGCACACCUUUUGUUUUUUUUAACUUCCUCUCUAACACACCGGGCUGUCUAUUGCCAGAUUAUCUAUUAUUUUUUCACUAUUUUCACAUUUCCAGGACUCAUCAUGUUGGAAACGAAGAGGAAAAUAAACAAACUGUGAACUCGACAAACCUUAGACAACCAAGAUGGCUGCUUAUGCUCAUCCUCCUCAAGACUCGUCUCGUCUUUUCUCCCCCCCACCACCAAAUCGGCAUUUCCACUUUUCCGUGCUUUGUUAUUUUGAUCCUAGUGAAAUCUUUUUACUCAGAUAGUGGCCUUUUUAUACGUGGCCUAUAAACGAAGAGAAGUGUCUAUCAGCGCUCAUGCUAAUUUCCUCUUGAACAAUGAAUCUGUUUGGAACAGUGGGAUGACUUGCAAAGACUUGAUCCUAGAACAAAACAUCUAUUCCUAGAAUGUCUUCUUUUUGUUUGUUUCUCUUUUUUUGGUUCUGCAGAAUUCCAAACGACACACAGAUUCAUCGGGUGUUUGGUGAAUAGUUUUAAUUUAUUUACUUUUAUUGUUUCUCUCUCUCUCUUUUUUUACCUCUGUGUCCUCACUAUAUGGCUGAAGGAUAUUUAAACAGUUAAGAAUUGGACAAAAGAGUUCCUCAGACUGACCAAUAGCUGCUGCUUUGAUAUAUUUUAGUGGGUAUAUGAAUAUAUAUAAUAUAUAUGUAGUAUAUAUGGAAUAUUGGCAUUUCUGUGCCAAUAUUUUAUAUAUAAUAUAUGACAUAUUGAUGUUUUGUAAAUAGUUCAUAUUUGUAAGAUUAUUACUUUGCUAUUAUUUUGUUUUGCCAGUUUUGUUUUCUUUCUUACUUUAUAGCCCCGGAAAUUACACUAAUGUACCAAUAGUGCUCUCCGUGUCUUUGGCCUCCAGACUCCAACCCUCAAGUACUUUUUUCCAUCUCGGUGGAAAAAAGGAAAAGCCGCAAAAUAUCGUUGACUUACUGCUUCUUUUAUUUUUAUAAACCUCAGUCCCUCUGAGAGCUGUCAAUAUUUGGAGGCAACUUUUAUUACAACUACGGAAAAAAAAGUAGAUUAACCAAAAAACUCCUUAUGUAAAAGGGGAAUGAGGUCUUUCUAGGCUGAAGUGCACCUGAUGUGUGUUUGUGUCCAUUUGCUCUGGUCAGGUCACGCUGGAGUGUGUUUCUUAUCUUAUCACAGUUUUCUUUUUUUUUUAUAUAUAUAUAUAGCUUUCAUGUGGUCGUGCUAGUUGUCCGUGUAACUCGUCAGUGAGGUCAGAGAUUGGGUCGAGAGCUUGUCCCCGGCUUUUGAUUGUACUUCCUUGUGUUAGCGUGACAGUAGCGGCUUUUCAGUUUCCUGCGUUGUUCAGAGGAUGGUGGGAGUUACCGCCAGGUUUUCUAAAUGCAGGAGAAAUUGAUAAUAAGGUCUUUCAUUUAAUUGUUUGUCAGGUCUAUGACCAGCUCCAAGUCCACCAAAUUCAAAUGUCCUGGCUCAGGUCAGGACCUCUGUUUUAAGAUGAAACUUUUUAUUAUUUGUAUUUUUUCACAACCUGCAGUCAUUGUCGUUGUGUCAGAUUUACUCUGCACCACAAACCUCCCGCACUCUCCCCCUCCUCUGUCUCCCUGAGGCUCCCUUCCCAUUGGCUGCUAAAAUCACUGCUCAAAAUCAGGCUGGUGGAAAUUUCCAUGUUUUGUGGCGUAGGGCUGGAGACAAAUAUGGAAAGUUCCGAGUGUAUUCAGAGUCCCCAGCAGGUAGCAGAGCGAGAGAGAGGAGGGCAGCGUCCUCGUCUCUCUUGUCUUUCAGUGUGUCUGAGAGGGAGGCAGAGUGUGAGCAAUUGUUAAUCUUAUUACCCUCUCUGCUAUCACAUGCAGUUAGGCAGUCAGGACACAGUGUGCAGCAGCUAUUUCACUCAGGUCUGACAUUCCAGGAUUUAGUCAGAACUGCCUGUUCCCUCCACCACACCCCACACCAGUGCUCACAUGAAUAAUAAUUGAGAAGAGAUAAAUCAGUAUUGGUUUUUACUAAAUCUUCACUCUAAAAUGUUCUGAGGUUUGUCGCUCCUUAAACUGUUACCCUUCCACAACCCUUGAAAAGUUUUUCCCCUUUUUUUCUCUGGACACACAGACCAGUGUGGUUUCCAGUCUAGCCGAACAGCAUUCAGCACUUACUAUAGUAUAGCCAAAGUGUUGGCAGCUCUCUGUCAGCAGCGAGAACCCACAGAAUCGGGAGUCGGAGGAAAGUGGAGAAGCUGUCUCCAUAUUUUUACCAGUGCCUUCUCAAACCCACAGCCACGUCCAGCCUAGUUCUGUUGGCUAGUUAUAACACACACACACACACACACACGCGCGCGCCUCUGUGAUCUCUGUCUGUUAUUCCUCAUGAGUCAGGAGAGGCACAGAAAAUUCACGGCUGUAUCUGCAUUUGCAUUUGAAGGCUUAUGUUAAAAAAAAAAAAAAAGAA